AUGGUUGAGACGAAAGAAUUUGCGAUAAAUGUUUUAAGUACAGUUGUAGCACUCAUUGUAUUCAUUGCUAAGAAGAGUAUUGACUGGACAGAGUUCGCUUACAAGACAUAUCCAGAGGCUACAACAUGUGCAUUCGCUUUUAUUCUUAUCUAUUGCUUUUACAAGGCAAGUAUUCGUAUGGUCAAGUUUUGGGUUAGAAUGGUAUUUCUGACCAUAAAGUUGUUAUUAAUACUUGUUACUGUAAUAGCUGGCCUCUUGAUUUAUAUGAGAGGAUGGAAAUUCAUGCAACAAGAUCUUCCACUCGUGGCUCAAAUAACGAGCAAUUACUUUAAAGGAAAAGAAGAUGGACGACUGAUUUGGAGUCUUCCAUUUCAAAAUUCACUCUUUGGUUCAUUUGGUGCGCCCAAUGACUUCAAAAGCGCUUCGAAUAAAAUACUAAACGAUUAUGGAAUUGAAAUCGAUACAUCUUAUUUAGAAUAUAUGAAACGUUUUAAUGAAGAAGAAGAGUCUGAUUAUGACAAGAUAAAUGAUUAUUUUAAUGAGGGCCUUGAGUCGUUGGAAGAUUUUAUCGAUACACACGGGUCAAAGUUACAAGAUUUUGGGAAACGUUUAUUUGGCAAUCUCUAA
Molecule: messenger RNA, 627 nt
Organism: Priceomyces carsonii
Lineage: Eukaryota; Fungi; Ascomycota; Pichiomycetes; Serinales; Debaryomycetaceae
Exons: 1
Coding region: 1-627 (208 amino acids)
Source: RefSeq, a predicted model, not a curated record